Messenger RNA from Ooceraea biroi (clonal raider ant), 6031 nucleotides. RefSeq names its product Protein associated with topo II related - 1 (gene Patr-1). The record is from RefSeq and is a predicted model, not a curated record. Gene Ontology annotation, cellular component: P-body. Gene Ontology annotation, biological process: P-body assembly; deadenylation-dependent decapping of nuclear-transcribed mRNA. Lineage: Eukaryota; Metazoa; Arthropoda; Insecta; Hymenoptera; Formicidae. Gene Ontology annotation, molecular function: RNA binding.
CGUUAGCCGCAAGUUACGGCAUGACCGCCAUGGCAGCUAAUGCCCAUUACAGCACUUGACGUUUAACCAGAACAUGUCAUUUUGCAGAUUUAAUUUUCGCAAAUGGCAGACUCGUUUUUCGGUUUCGAUACCACGCUCGGCGACAACAGUCUAGAGGAUGGACUGGAUUGUCCGUUGGAGGAGGAAGAUCUCGAGGAAGAGUACGAUGCAUUGAACGAUGAGACAUUUGGUCCAGAUGCCGCGAUCGGUGAUUGGGAGGAAGAUCAUGAGAAACUUGCUGAAAUUACAGAAUCAAAUCGUCCACAUAAUCAGAAUGCGACGAGCAAAAAGAACAUUACGAACGUAGAUGUCGCAGAUAACCUGUCGCAUUUAGUGUUGGAUAAAGAAGGAAUAGUUCCACGACCCGGCGUAUGGACUAGUCCCUUAACUCUACCUCUUCCAAAAGCUCAACCGCGAUUAUCUUUGCCAACCUUGAAAAAUGCCUGUACUGUGGAAGAGCUGGAGAGAGGGCUUAUUGCAAAUAGGCCACCUCCAGGUCUCAGUAAACCACAAGCGCAACAACAGCAGAAAAAGUCUGAGGUCUCGUUCCUGUUUGAGACCCUGUCCGUAAAUGACAAGUUUCAGGUCAAUGGCCUAGCAACACCACCUUAUCCACCGGGAUUGGGCAUGCAUGGGGCGCAUCAUAUGGUCGUGCCCAAUUUAAGAGUACCGCAUCCCCAAUUUAUGCAACCACCCAGAUUGUUACUUAAUCAACCUGGGAACAUGUUGCGCUAUCCUUUACCACCACAUUUAAUGUUGCCGCAUGCGGUACAAAGACAAGCUCUUCAUAACUCUGCAUACGGGUUUGCUCAACCGCCCCAUCCCAUGGGUGGUCCACAGUUCCUUCGACCGGAUCACAUGAUGCCUGCAUUUCCGAAUAAUCAGACCAACCAUCAGCAACACCAACAUCCUUACUCGCAUUCUGGAAAUCAGAGAAACCAGAACCGACCUUACUAUCAUAACGAGCAGCAAGUCGGACAUCAACCGUUCUUUAAGAACAAUCAAUAUCCGCAUCGUAAUCAUGACAGGAACAAUCAACAAAGACACUAUCAUCAUCAGCAUUAUCCUCACAACGUUAACGGCACGAGUUCGUCCGGAGAGUACGAGGUUGCGGGGAAACUCGCUAUAAAGCCUCAUGAAAGGCAAUGGCUAAUCAAUAUUCAAUUGUUGCAACUUAAUACAAUCCAACCGUAUAUCGAUGAUCAUUAUUACAUUGUAUUCUGUGACAAGCAGAAUAAACAACAUGCGAAUCAAAAAGAUAGAAAACACAAUAACGGAUAUCACAAGGAUCACAGGGACUGGGAGCCAACGCCGCAGGCCCAAUCAAGAUCGGCAUACACGCCGGCUCAGUUUGAGAACUCGUUAGGCAAACUGCACUGCAGCAGCGUAACGGCGCCGCGUAAACUUAUCGAUAUGGAUGUCGUAUCGAACAGCGACGCCCAGUCUACUCCUCAGUCGCAGCAGAAGGACACUAAGAAAACACGGCAGUUACUCCUCGAAAUUGAGAGGCUGCACACUCUGCUAUUUAAACUCGAAGAUCUGAGUAAUCCCCUCGCGGCAAUUCCGGAAACGCAACAGCAGCAGGAAGGGGAAACCGAAACGAGUACCAUUAAAACUGAACCAGAAUUAAUCAGCAUGAUGUUAUCGUGCCUGCAGCAAUUGAUACAAGAUGAUAAACUCGCUAGUAUGCUAAGUAUCCGGAAAGGAAAGACGUUACUAUUGCGUUUUUUACCUCACCUGAACGUGACGGAGUAUAAUAAGCAGUUGCGAGACUUGUGGACUGCGAAAUUCAAAGGAUUAGCCAUGAUAGGCCGUAGAGAUUGUCACUUAUUAACAGAUUUUUACUCUGAAUUCCGUAGAUGGCUCAACGCCGUGAAAGAUUUUGAUACAGUACUGCGAUUAGCAAGGGCGCUGUCCGACUCUGCUACCCAUUCUGUUAAAAACAACAGUUUAACUUUUGCUCUUAUGAAUAAGUUCGGUAUAUCGGCAAUAGCGACAAUGUUCGAGCAAGCGGAACAAUUGUGCGGCGAUUCCGACGAUUCUCUGCCUUCCGAAUGGUCAACUUUUGUAGUAACAAUAGCGGAGGUGAUUAAUGACUCGUCGCCGAUCUACACCAAUGCCACACCGUGUCAACCAAUCGCUGCGAAUACGCUCAACAAACACCUGGAUCGGAUUUCAAAUUUAAAGUUAGAAAGGUAUACAACGCUAGCGCGCUUGUUGACUGAUGCCAAUUCUUUACGAUAGUCUAACGUGUUACGCAGGUUACACUUGACGGUGUUUUUAAAGUUUGUCUUUUUCUUAACGUAAACGAAAACUAAUUAAAUUAUGCUAAAAGGAAAAAAAAGUACAUACAGACAAAUAUUUUAAUAUUAUUACUAAUGUUAUUGUGAAAUAAUAUCCAUUGUGUACGAUAAUAUUUCUAAAUAGAUGCCAUGAUUUUACAAAGUAGGUAUCUCACGUGGGGAUACUAAAGGGAAAAAAAAAUUUAUAUAUGUAGAUAGAGAUAUUCUGAGCAUCUCGAUGCACAAUGAAGUUUGUUACUCGUACAUAUAUAUCACCUUUCAUUGUAUAUUUUGUACACAUUAAUCAAUAAAAGCUCAUAAUUGGUAACGCGAGGAAAUCACUGCAAUAUCGAAAAAGACAAACAUGCAUCGGAUGAAACAUUAGAUUUGCAUGCCGAUAGACUCCUUUUAGACAGAUUUCUUUUAAAUUAUAACAUACCUUGAGUCUACUGUGUAAAACUGGUAUCUGAUAUACAGGGUAAGGCACUUAACAAAAAAAAAACAAAAACAAAAAUCACCGCCUUGUUUGCGUCAAUGUUGCACCGAUCUACUUUUCUUUAGAGAUUAAAACAUUGACCGAGUCAAGGUGGGCAACUUCGAGCGCGUUACCCUGCAUUUAAACUGCACAUCCUAUCUUCCUAUAUGUUGUAUUUCGUAUUGUUUUAAUUAAUAUAUAUAAAAGCAUUAGUAUACAUAAAAGUAUACAUAUAAAAGUGGAAGUGCGCUUGUGCUAUCAAGAUCCAAAUACAUUGAUCGUAUAGCACAUGUCAAAUUAAUUUGAGCAGCAUUAUAUAGCUUUUUUUUUAUAUCGGGAUUCCAAUCCCACUUAGAGAUACAAUGAUAAUAAUUUUACGUGUAUUAAGAGCAUAUAUUUUAUAUUUUUAUGAAAGUCUUAUAUUUUCUAUUCCUCUCUCUAAACUAAACUUGUUUUCAGUAACGUAUGCUUAUUUAUGGAAUCUAUAGGCUAUUUUUUUUUUCAUUGUGCACUCAAAUGGAUGCAUUAGUGUUUACAUUCACAGUUUUUGUCAAGCCGCAAAGCGUUGUACCGUUUUAAGUUGAGUUAUAUGUAUAUUCCGCAAUUAUAUAUAGAUUAUGUAUGUACAUGAUGAUAUUCACGGAAGAUGAUGCAUGGGAUGUGUACGUUUCCAUUCUUGUUCAUAUUAAAACCAAGUAUAUGUACAUUACACGUAUUACGCAUCUACACAUUACAUUAUCGUUUUGGAACGAAAUCAAUAGCGCUAAAAGAAAGGGAAAAGGAAAAAAAACUUGUUAUCAGUCUGCAGAUAAUUUAUAUUUUGGAGAUAAUAAACGACGGAUAAUCAUUCACAUCGCACUGUUAAAAUGUAAGGCAAAGACCGAGUAUAUAAUUACAAAGAUGGAAUAUGCAACAACAUAUAUGUAUAUAUAUAUAUAUGUACACACACACACACACACACACAUAUAUAUAUAUAUACAUAUGCAUAAGUUAGUGUAUCAGCAGCAAAACUCUAAUAGUCUUUUUAUAUAACAUUUGUAUUAUAUAUUAAGUGCGCCGUAAUUAAAUUUUUCUAUAUUGGUUUCGGCACGUCAGAAGCAUGUGAUAACGUGAACUCUAAUCUAGUUGUAAAAAAAUACUGCAGUCCCGUCAGUUUAAGGAAAAUGUAUUCUUUUUCUUUUUUUUUUCUUAACACGAUAGUCGUUAUUAGGUCAGACAGAACUUUGUGAUCGCGUAAUAAGGUAGAAAGAGAGAGAGAAGAAAGGAGGGGGGGGGGGAUCCUGUAAUGGCAACGUGUGCUUGCAGUACCGUAUAUAAAAAUUUGAAAGAUAAUCUAAAAUGUAUGACGACAUGGCCUUUAGAAAUACUGACGUAAGAUAAUUACUUUCUAUCGUGAUCGAAUAUUUAACUGCGAGAUCUUCUUUGUGUACUCCUAGCUUGUACAUAGAAUGCGAUACUGAUGCGUGAGUGUCUCGGUGCAUUUUUGUAAUCAAACGCAGAACUAUUUCGGUUUCUGCCAUGUCGCAUGAUGUAACGAUACUACGGUAUCUUGCGAAAACAAGAUUUUCACAGUUAGAAAGGAAAGUUUAUUGUUAUUAGUUUGUAAUAUUGAUAACUAUGGUAGCGAUCAUCCACCCAAGUGAUAGUUUGAGUUACGUGGACAUUUCGAUAAACGAGAUACUGCUAAAACCGUGGAGCAUUGCGUUGCAAUCUUACGUUUUCGUAUUUAAAAACAUGAUUCAAAUGAUUAUUUAGUUUAGCAGAUGUCGCCUUAAUUUUUUAUCAUCACAUAAACCAUUUAUAAAGUAAGUCGCUUGUAAAGUUAAGCAUCAAGAUUAUUGAUCUAGCACUUUUAUUUCACUCGCUUAUAUCGAGUUAUCACGUAUGAAUAAAUCUAUUUUAAUGCAGUUAACUCGUAUAUUUAAAUAUAUUCAUUCAUAGUUCUAUGAUUUUCAUGUUGCUGAUAUGAAUUACAGUGCGGAUCACGCUGAAAAUUAUUAACGAUGAUGAACAAAGGAUGAAUGAAACCAAAUAAGUACUCAUUCAUUAAUUGCUUGCGAAUAACCGUUUAUUAAUGUACAGCUCAAAGGCUUUGCGUAUUAACGUUCACAUUAUUAUGUAAUAAGACGACGAAGAGAAACAAAGUCUAUGUUUUUACAUAAGCAAUGCUAAGAAUCUAAGGGAUACGUGAUUGUUAGUGUGUAGAUGAUGAUGCAUGUCUAAGAAGCCCAAGAGUUACAUUACAUUCUUCUUACUAUGUAACCGGGCUCGCACCUUUCGAGAAUAGACCUAGUUGUAGACGCAGCGUGUUUAUCGAGUUAUUUUGUAAUUCACGAGCGUUCUCAUAAAGGGAUUUUAAUAAUUUUACGAUUAGAAGGAAACAUGUGUUAGAUUGUAGUGUUAAUUUUAUAUCGAACGCUUGAGAAUUUCGCCCUAUACGAUUUAUACGUUCGCACGAAAGGGCCGAUUAGGCAAUUAUUAAUAACUGUUCUCUUAAGGGCUACCAUGAAGGACAUAUGUAUCUGAUGAAGCUGAUAAAAUAUGCUCUCUCUUCUCCUUCCUUCAGAUUACGUAACAAUUGUAGAUUUUAGUUUUGUCUUCAUCGUUCAUUCGUUAUUCAUAUAUUCAUCGCGAUAACUGACGUGUUGCUUUCAAGUCCUCUUUCUUUUUCACUGCUCGACGCUCAGCGCCAGUUGUUGCGAGAGUCGGAUGUUACGUUGCUAAUGCACUAGUUGUACGAAAAACAUUUAUAGUAGCACAGUGUAAGGGCGAUACAAAGAAAUCUGUUCGAUUUGUGUAUUGCGACAAAGGAAUAUUUAAUUGUCCAUGAGGAGUGCCCAUACUAUACUUCAGCACUAAUUGAAUAUAUUCGUUUCGACAUUCGUGCGUGUGUGAAACGUAAUAUUGUAAUGUCAUAUUGUAAUGAACGAUAACCCGUUUUAUCACCGUUGUGGAAGUAGAAGCUGCUAUGAAAAAGAAAUGUGCGAUGUCUUCUUGCGAAGUAGGUAAAGCGAAAAAAUGUGCGUUUGAUUUCUAAUUGAAGAUAUAUUUUUAUAGAGAUACUAUGUUUAUUACGUUUAGAACAAAACGAACGAUGAAACGAUGAAAAUUGAGGUCGUUGUAAAUCACAAGGAUCCCACAUGAUUUACCAUCUAUAUUAUGUCUAUUAUGUACUCAGUGAGAUACUUGUACAUUAAAAAAAAUUAAUAAAAUUGAUUGUAAAUUUAUAACAUAA